This is a messenger RNA of Emericellopsis atlantica, 2319 nucleotides long. RefSeq lists its product as uncharacterized. Lineage: Eukaryota; Fungi; Ascomycota; Sordariomycetes; Hypocreales; Bionectriaceae. The coding region runs from base 1 to 2319 and encodes 772 amino acids. The record is from RefSeq and is a predicted model, not a curated record. The transcript has a single exon.
AUGACAACACUCUGUUUCGGUGGCUCGAGGCGAAGGCAGCACAAUUUCAUCACAAGGCGGCCACGACGUGAUAUUACGCCCCAACGGCAGCACGAGAAAAUUGAUUUCGCUACCCUCCGAAACCUUACACACAACAUCAAGCACUACUCGAAGGAUGUUGAUGACACAAAGGACACCGCAGCGGUCCCAAGUGGCCCGCUCGUUCAUCUCGAUGGACUCACCACAGACAGGGACGAAAGCGAGGGCCAGCGUUCGCAGUUACUGCACAGAGCAGGCAACGCACGGGUUGCCAAUGCCAGGAAUACCAAACUUGAUCCCAGGGCCGAGUCGAGACACGUAGGCCAAGAAGCAAUUCAGUAUGUACUUGGAACUGAGGCGGGUGACGACGAUGGCAGUCAUCGCACAUCAAAGGGUUACGAUCCUACAAGAACAGCGGACGCUUUCAAAUAUGGAGGAAGGCCUCGCGGUGCAACCGACUUCUCUCAGUCCUGCAAAGAGGCAUCCCCAUUGCAAGGUCAUUCAUCAAUACGUCGUUUUCAGCAACUUCAAGGUGCCAGCGAUCGAACAUGUUCUCUGUCACGCUCCACAACGGCCAACAACAAUGCAGCUUGGCCCGUCUGCGAGGCUUCAAAGCCUGACACCCAAGUUCUAGAUAUUGCGACGGAGCCACCGUCUGUGAUGCUAAAACUCCGGGAGUCAGACACGCAGCCUAGCUUUCAAAUUUCGCAUACGGCAUCGUGGCUUGAUUGGGUCUUCGGGAUAGACAGCAAUUCCUGGAUGAGAUCGGAGCGGCCACCGUCGACCACAGGUGAACCGACCUCGCGUGUAGACUUGCUUACACAAGCGCGCUUUUCUGGAGAGCAUUGGCACAGCAAUCUCAGCGGCUCUUCGACAAAUGACAAAGCUAUCGAACAACUUAGACAGUCACACCACACGCAAGUUCAGCCAUUGGCUUUUGACAAACAGACCAAGCUUGAUCACGAUAGCAAGGGCUCGCAGCCGAAGCCAUACACCUCGACGAACUCAAACAGCCAGGAGUCACAAAAAGAAGACAGCCAUCGUAAUUCCAAAUCUUCAUCAGAGGACUUAGUCAACAAGUACACCGUUGCUUUGGCAUACAUGAUGCCGCAAGACGAUAGCCCAUCAACACACUCGUCAAGCAAGUUCCUCCCGUUCACUCUGACGGAGAAGAUUCCAGUGCACGGGCCUUCCCUUGGUGUUCACGCCACAACACGAUCAGAGGGACAAAGUUCCUAUGCCACUGCCCGUGGCAAUGAUUCAGUGCAUGGCGAGAUGUUGGAUGCCACCAUUGGAGUUGUAGAAGAGGAGGAGAUUUCAGUCAGUGCCCGCAUUGAAAGCUCAAGUUUUGAGCAGCGCGAGAUCGAGCUGCAGUCUGUGGACAAGAGGUUUGGACCGAUCAUACCCUGGCAACAGCCGGCGACACAAGUGGUGUCUCGGUUCAGGGAGGACUUCGGCGAGACCGGAAAAGAGGAGAGAAAAAGAUCAUUGCUCAUAUCAAGAGUCCAUUCGUCAGUUUCCGGGAGAGCCAGGACAUUCUCGUCAGCUCGCAUCGGUAGAGAAGCACAUCAAGGCAAAGUGGCAGCAUCUCGCGCGCCGCCGUCACCCUCAGCUCCUCAGGGCCACUAUCGCCAUGGAAUGAGUCGAAAGACACAUCCCCAGAUUUCCAGGAUCUCCCUGAAAUCCGCACUUCAAGGAUACGCUACAGCCUUGAAGCAUCGAUUUACUAGUCUAGAGGGAGACCAUCUCGGCGGAAUCUCUUCCAAACCAAGCGUCUUGAGGUCGAAUAACUCGGUCAUCAGAACGGGCUCCUUUCCACAACAGACGUUUGAUACACAGAGCGACGAGCUAUUGCAUAGGAAUUGGCGAAAGCCAGCAGUGCGUCUAGCAACAUCUCCAGAGUCAUGGGUCAGGUAUCCUUCGUAUUCCCGCACUCAGAGAAAUCAGAGCGCGGCCUUGCAGGAUCAAGUGCUGUAUGGACGUAGAGCCUGUCCUGCAUGUAUUGCUCGAACAGCAGAAGACGACCGCGAGAAAAGUCGGUCAGCCUCACACCAAGGGCGAGCAAGUCACUUGAUCAAGCUGGGCUUCGGCAAGCUGUUGCCUAGCAAGUGGGUUGAAAAGGACUCUGAGAGAGGCACGCUUCAAAUACGUCGUGAUAGCUCGCGCUUGCGGCCUGACACUCAGUAUCCCGAGCUGGAGAUGCUAACCCCUAGUGUUGGCUAUCUACCGGAGCGUGUGAGAGUCGAAGAAGGCUUCUGGGCCGAUUCUGGUAGGCUGAAUCUCGCAGAUGGCAUCAAAUGA